Cryptomeria japonica (Japanese cedar) is the source of this 723-nucleotide messenger RNA. RefSeq lists its product as uncharacterized. Lineage: Eukaryota; Viridiplantae; Streptophyta; Pinopsida; Cupressales; Cupressaceae. The transcript has 2 exons. Bases 1 to 723 code for a protein of 240 amino acids. The record is from RefSeq and is a predicted model, not a curated record.
AUGGUGAAUGGUGUUAGAUUCGAGGAUCGUCUUGAAGGAGCUUCCAACUUUGCAUCUUGGAAGUUUAGGAUUAUGAUUGCCUUAAGAGAUAACGAAUUAGAUGAAUUCGUAAAGAAAGCUGUACCUGAACCAGAUGACAAAGGUGAGAAGCCUCAAUGGAUGAAAAAGAAUAAUAAAGCCAUGAAAAUGUUAGUGGAUGCAGUAAAAGACCACAUUGUACCAAUUAUCUCAAAAUUGGAAAUAGCCUAUGAUAUGUUCAAAUCAUUAGAAAGUAUGUACGAGAUAAAUAACACUAGUAGAGCUCUCGCAUUAAAGCAACAGCUCCACCAUGUUAAAAUGAUCAAGGGUGAAACGAUCACCGCAUACUUCAUGAGGAUAACCGAACUAAGAGAUCAACUCUCCACCAUUGGUCACACAAUUGAAAGUAAAGAGUUAACCAUGUUAGCCCUCAAUAGUCUCCCUUCUUCUUGGGAAUCAUUCAUUCAAGGGAUAAGUGCACGAUCUAAACUUCCUAAGUUUGACAUUCAAGAAGAGUCUAGAUUGGCGAUAAGAGGUAUUGGCCAAAGCUCCAUAAAUGAAGAUAUUCAUGUUCUUGCCUCGAACUCUUUAAAGAUGAAAGGGAAGAAAGGAUAUUUCAAAAGGAAGAAAGAUGAGGAAUCCAAUGCAACAUUGUUAGCAGAUGUCCGCUUGCGACAAGCUGCAUUUGGAUAUCUUGUUUUUUAA